GAGAGGGGUGGCUGGCCGGCGUGGGCGUAGAUGCUUGAAUUGCAACGAUGGCUGAUGACUCAGGUGAUGUGUCAUACUCUGAGCUAUAAAAGGGAACAUUUACAUUUUGUCCACACAAACACAAUCACACACACACACAUGUACAGCACUCACUGGACUCAGAGGGACUCUUGUUUACUGCAGCCGGAGCAGAAGAUGAAAUUAAUUCAUGAGCCCACCUCAGGCCUGUUCCACCUGCUGCUGCUGCUGACCCAACUGUUGGUUCGGUCCUCGUCGUUCCCCGCCCACAGCUCGGAUCUCUGCGCAGCGUUCGGCUCCAUGAUCCAUCAGCUGGAAAAGUUGUUCAACGCCUCCAAAAAAAUGCACAACUUGACCAGUGAAGAACUCUCACAUUUUUCUGAAGUUGAAGACAAACUGAAGGGUCUUCCCAGCUUGGAGCACAUUGCCACACAUUUCAGGUCCCUGAAGGUUAACGAGUCCCUCCUGCAGCUGCACAAGGACACCGAGUCCUUCAGGUUGCACGUGGACUGGCUGAAAGCUGCUAAAGAAAACUUCAGUUUGCCCCUCCUGGCCGACAGGAGCGCCGGCUCGAGCCUCCUGCAGCUAUCAGACCUCAUCAGGAAGUCUCUUCACAAGAUAAACCAAGAGGUUCCUGAGGUGUCGAUUCCCGUUUUUCCCGACGUCUCCAACGCCUUCGACGCUCUGAUGUUCUCCGUGGAAAUCUCUGAACGGCUACAACCGUUCUGCCGUUUGUCAAAACGAAUCUUGCUGCACAUCUGCCCCAAACACCGCCCCAAAGCAGCCUUAAACAGCUGAUCGUGUCCUCACAUGAAACCACUGAUAACUCCAAGCUGUUGCUCCAUCCUGCUAGUGGACUACCUCAAGGUGGCAGAAUCGGCCGAUCCAAAGCCUCGUGGCUGACUGCAACGAGCCAGGAACAGAUGUCAUUAAAAUCGAUCAUUCUGAAGCCCGUCGAGCCGCUUAGGUCGAAAGGGUUUUGGUUCUUUAAGGUAGAAUCAUGGAUUCUCUCAAAAAUUCACAACAAAAUCUUACAUUUUCAGUUUUCAUGAUCAAAUUCCUGCAAAACAAAACUGUUCAGCAUUAAUUCUUAAUUUAGAGUUUUAGAGUAUUUUUAUUUAGGCCACAUUACGGUGUUACUUAUUAGCAUUUAGUUAAAACCAGCGGUAGCUGAAACUACAAACACAUGUGAAGCAGAAGCCGAAAUAUUUCCUUUAUGCUUCUACUUUAAUGAGAUCUAUUCAAUAUUAAUGUCUAAUUCCUCAUUUUCUGAUGAUGCAGCAUCACAUAAAGACAUUUUAUCAUUCUGAGUGUAGCAAACUGACACUUUUGCUCCAAACUUUCAGUUUACGGCCACCUUUAGCAUCAUUUCUACGUUUAUUCCUCCUAGAGCCGUCACAUGGACUCCAGUUAAAGACAAACAAGAAUGUAGAUUCAUCUCGUUUUUUAUUUUUAAACCAGUUAAAAUGUACGGAUGCACUGUGCCGAGGGACUGUCACCUGUUACCUGUCCUCCCACUGAGACUGUUUACA
This is a messenger RNA of Nothobranchius furzeri (turquoise killifish), 1550 nucleotides long. RefSeq lists its product as uncharacterized. NCBI's taxonomy places the organism in Eukaryota, Metazoa, Chordata, Actinopteri, Cyprinodontiformes, Nothobranchiidae. Gene Ontology annotation, biological process: positive regulation of cell population proliferation; positive regulation of MAPK cascade. Gene Ontology annotation, cellular component: cytoplasm. The record is from RefSeq and is a predicted model, not a curated record. Gene Ontology annotation, molecular function: growth factor activity; cytokine activity.